Klebsormidium nitens is the source of this 2537-nucleotide messenger RNA. NCBI's taxonomy places the organism in Eukaryota, Viridiplantae, Streptophyta, Klebsormidiophyceae, Klebsormidiales, Klebsormidiaceae. The record is from the annotation of a GenBank genome assembly.
GCCGGUCCUAUUCAUAAUAAACCGGCCUAGGCAGCGCGGCGCUAUCCCUCUCGGGGAACGUCUGUGUGAGCCUUGCACGAGCCGAUCUUGCCUACCCUAUUCUGUCCCUUCCCAUCACACAUUCGCAGUGCUUCGCACUGCGAUCAUCUAUUAACGUUCUCGUUAAUAGCUGAGAACCCUGAGGCUGAGGAGCUGAGAAAACAGUGAACCUCAGAAUAUUCAACAGUUUCGGCUAAACCUCAAAACGAGCUCCAGUUACCUGUGGGCGCUGUCGUCCAGCAAGCUGGAGCUCCAUCUCUCCUUGUUUGCAGAUGUUUUGAGAGAGAGAGAGAGCAUUCUGAUUUGUAAUUUGUAUGUAGAAGCGGCUGCAUUUUAAGUUGGCCAUUCCCAGGCGGUUUCCUACAGAAGUCUUUUGCUUUUUAGCAGCAAACAUGAGUGGUGCACCCAGUUCAUUGGGCCACAGCCGCGGGCCGAUCUCGCUGGCGCCGCCACCCAGUCGCAAUGCAUUUGUUGACAGCAUGUCAUCCACCAGCGCAUCAAGGCAUGUCAAGCUGAAGUUCCGCUCUUCUCACCCAUCCUCCAGAGCAUUUGCAGCGCAGAUUGCUGUAAUGCAGAAGUGUCAUUCCUGUGGAAGCAUGCUUCCAAAUCCCCUGCUCACACCUCCAUUGACAUUGCGGCGAAAGAGAUACAACCUUAGAUGUAAGGCUCCGAAACAGACCAGAUUGAAGAAAACCACAAGUGGUACAUUAACUAGAGCGGGGAUGGAGCAUGUGGCGUGGACUGAGAAGAAGAAGGCAGUGGUGGUAGGAGGCGGCUGGGCAGGCUUUGGAGCAGCGUACCAGCUAGCACGCUGCGGCUUUGCUGUGACCCUUUUGGACGCGUCCCCCGACCCAGGGGGCCUUAGCGGAGGCUUCCGUACCAGCCAAGGGAGAGCGGUCGAGGCUGGUAUGAAAGGAUUUUGGUAUCAGUAUCACAACAUCUAUCGCCUCGUCGAGGAGCUGAGCAUCCUCCCCCCCUUCACGGAGUGGACCCGCAGCUCGUUCUACUCUCCAGCGGGAAUCCAGGUCGAAGCGCCCGUGUUCCAAGACCUGCCCCGCCUGCCGACGCCCCUUGGGAGCUUCCUCUACACGUCGCCCUACUUUCGAUCACUUCCAAUCGCCGACCGUCUGACCGCCAUCCCGUUAGUACAGGCCCUGGUAGAGUUCGACGUGGACGAGGAGGCAUAUGCUCGCUACGACGCGAUGACCGCAAGGGAGCUGUUCCGAAGCGCGGGCGUCUCGGCGCGGCUGUACCGCGAGUUCCUGGAGCCGAUCUUGCUUGUCACCCUUUUCGCGCCAGGCGAACAGCUGUCCGCUGCCGCCGCUCUAGGUGCCCUUUAUUAUUAUGUGCUCGCACAUCAAGCGGACUUCGACGUGCGGUGGUGCAAGGGUCCCGUCGUCGAGUCGCUCUUCGCCCCAUGGCGGAGAAAGCUGGAGAUUAUGGGCGCUAGGAUUUUGGGAGGCCAGAGAGUGCAGAGGGUGACGGUGGAUGACGUCAGCGGGCGAGCGACGGCCAUCACCGCGAUCGACUCCAACGGUCAGGCGACGACGUUCUCAGCCGACGCCGUCGUUUUUGCGGUGGGCGUGAACGCGAUGCAACGGAUCGUCGCCACGUCACCCCCUCUGGCGGACCGCCCGGAUUUCGCGGGCUUUUCCAACCUGGGGGGGAUUGACGUUCUUGCGGCAAGGCUGUGGCUUGACCGGCGGGUUACUCCGCCAAACCCAUCGAAUGUGUUUUCCGGGUUCGACGCGACGACUGGGGGGACGUUCUUUGACCUGAACGCGUUGCAGGACGAGUACCGGAACGAAGCCGGCAGCGUCAUCGAAGUCGACUUCUACCACGCGAACCAGCUGCUUCCGCUGCCGGAUGACGUCAUCGUGGACCGGGUACUGAACCGGUACCUCGCGGGCUGCGAACCGGGCUUUGGCGGCGCGAAGGUUCUGGACAGCAGCGUGCUCCGAUUCAAGGGCGCUGUCACGCUCUUUGGGCCAGGGUCGCACCAGCACAUGCCCAGUACAAGCACCAGCAUACCCAACCUGUUCAUGGCAGGUGACUGGCUCGCACAGGGCCCGGGCUCCCAUGGGGCACGUGGCCUUUCGCAGGAAAAAGCCUACGUCACGGGGCUCGAAGCAGGGCGCCAAGCGGCCGUUUUGCUCGGCCAGGGGCAAAAUGAGGCCGUGCCGAUUCUAGGGGUUGAAGAAGACGAGCCGCACAUAGCGACGGCAAAAAGUGUAGCGAGGGAAAGCCGGAAACUUGUGAGGGAUUUAGGCUUUCGAUGGCCCUUGCUUUGAGCAUAGAUCUGCACGUGGGCGCCGUAAUCAUUUCCCCCGACCCGACUUCAGAGCAGGCCCGUACAGUGGGUUAAAGAGCAUAUCACUUGCCAGGCGUAAGCUAGCUUGAGCAAUUUGACAUGGCGCACUGGUUGAGAGCUUUAUGUAUUCAGCGUUUCUAGCUAGAUACAAUGUACUACAUCAAAAUUACACGUGCAUGCAUAUGUA